GGAUGGAUGGAUGGAUGUACGGACGGACGGAUGGAUGGAGGAUGGAUGGAUGGAUGGAGGACGAUGGAUGCUCCGCGAGUGAGCUGGAGGCAGCGGUGACUACAGUAAUCUGAAUGACGGCUUUUACUGGCUUGAAUGAAUCCACCCCCACCUCCCCCCCCCCGUCCUCUCUGCCCUCCCUGCUUUCAUGCGCUCAGUCUGCCUCCAGCGUACUGACAGCUGCAUCAUUCCGCCCUGCUGAGUUAUUGGGAUUUGUUUUGCCUCUCUUCCGGCUCUGUAUUGAAGCCGUCCCUGCGCAUCGCUUGUCAUCCGGGCUUAUUGUUAUUGACUGCAUUAUAGUUUUUUAUUUUUUAUUUUUAAUUCCAUCGAUAGUUGGAAUCGGGGGGAGGGGGUGUGGCAGAGAGGAUGUUCUCGUCCUCGUCCAGAAACUCUCUGUUCUCACCCUGGUUGUCGAUGGAGCAGUCUGACUCUGAAGCGCUGGACAUCAGCACCAAGGUGCAGCUGCACGGGGUCCUGUGGAAGAGGCCCUUCGGACGCCCAUCGGUCAAGUGGUCCCGCAGAUUCUUCAUCAUCAAAGACAGCUUCCUGCUCUACUAUGCAGAGAGCGAGAGGAGAAACUUUGAGACCAACAGAUACUUCAACAUCCACCCCAAGGGGGUCAUCCCUUUGGGAGGAUGUGUGGUUUCAUCCAAUGAAAACUUGGGGAUGCCCUUCGGCAUCGUGGUCAACCUGGAGGACUUUACUGGCACCAUAGUACUGGCCGCUGAGUCCGGGGAGGAGCAGGUCCAGUGGAUGGAGAUGCUGCAGGAGUCGGGGAAAGUCACGUGGAAGAGCGCCCAGCUGGGGGAGGCCAUGAUCGAGAGCCUGGAGGCUCAGGGGCUGCAGCUGGCCAAGGAGAAGCAGGAGUACCUGGGUAAGCAUGGAGGACAGUCCCACCCCCGUCCCUGCUUUUUAAAGGGACGUGUCCCACUGCUCUGUAACCCGUCCCCCGCUCUGCAGGAGCUGGAGCGUCUGAACCAGCUUCUGGAGGAGGAGAAGAUGAAGUUUGAGGAGGUGGUGGUGGAGCUCACGGCGGAACAGGAGAAUAUCAAAUUAGACCUGGACGGGACGGCCCAGUCCCUGAAAGGUGUGGAGAGCGAAAAAGAAGAGCUGAGCAAUUUAACCGACAUGCUGCAGAAAUCCAUCGAGGAGCUCUCUCAGGAGAAACAGAGGACUCUGGAGCUGUUGGGGGUGACGGAGCCGGGUGAGGCCGAGACAGCGGGGGAGAACGCGGCCCGCGGGGACGCCGUGGGCGGGGGGCACCACGGAGAGGUGGACCUGCUGGAGGACCUGAAACACAUCGAGGAGCAGAUGAAGGACCUGCUGAAGGAGAAGGAGCAAGCGCACAACAAACUGCGGGAGAAGGACCAGCGCGCUCGCGUCCUGCAGCAGGAGAGGGAGUUCUACUCCUCUCAGGCCGAGACGCUGCAGCAGUCCCUGUCCCAGCUCACGGUGGACAAACAGCAGACCGAGGCCGAGCUCAAGGUGGAGAUAGAGUCCAGGGUGGAGCUGGAGAAGAGACUGAAUCAGGCCGAACAGGCUCUGCAGGACCUGGAGAAAGGCCUGGAGUCCCUGGAGCGGACCAAAGAGACGGACGAGAAGAUGAAGGGCGGGGUGACCCAGCUGAGGAGAUUCUUUGAGGAGUGCAUCUGUGCAGCAGAGAUUGAGGCGAAGCUUCCAUCGAUAAUGAAGAACGCCGUGUAUCUGCACAAAGCCGCCGCGCGCAGGAUCAAGAGCUGCCGGAUCCAGAGGAGAGCCUCCAGACACCACUGGUUGAAGCACUCCAAGUCUUUUGCCGUUUCCAGGUGUGAUGACGACAGCAUGGAGGAGCUGCGAGAGACGGCCCGCCGACUGACCACCGACAGCAGCUUCAGGGAGAGCGUGUACGAGAUCAUCGCCCGGAAGGACGCCACCAACAAGCCCGAGGACUGAGAGGAGGGGAGGCCAUGUUGAAGGGGGGGGGGACGGUCCUUAGCUUUAGAUUUAGAGAUCCUGAUGUGAAAUCCACUAUUAAGAUGCUCAAAC
Molecule: messenger RNA, 2064 nt
Organism: Gasterosteus aculeatus aculeatus (three-spined stickleback)
Lineage: Eukaryota; Metazoa; Chordata; Actinopteri; Perciformes; Gasterosteidae
Source: RefSeq, a predicted model, not a curated record